Molecule: messenger RNA, 888 nt
Organism: Striga hermonthica
Lineage: Eukaryota; Viridiplantae; Streptophyta; Magnoliopsida; Lamiales; Orobanchaceae
Source: the annotation of a GenBank genome assembly
GUCGAUCUUUCCAAAGUUGCAGCCGUUCAGAACUGGUCGACACCGAAGAGUCCGUCCGAGGUUCGCAGUUUUCUCGAUUUGGCUGGUUAUUACCGCAGAUUCAUCGAGGGCUUCUCCAAGAUUGCCCUUCCUUUAUGCCAGCUGACGAGGAAGUCGGUGGAGUUCGAGUGGACUGAUCAUUGUGAAUCGAUCUUUCAGGAGCUCAAGAGGAGACUAACUUUUGCACCGGUGUUGACUAUUCUCGAUCCUUCUCGGAGUUUCACCAUUUUCAGUGAUGCUUCAAGACAGGGUUUGGGAUGUGUACUUAUGCAGGAGGGCCAGGUCGUUUCUUAUGCUUCACGCCAACUAAAGCCACACGACCAUAACUAUCCGACGCAAAACUUGGAGCUAGCUGCAGUUGUUCAUGCCCUUAAGAUUUGGCGACAUUAUCUGUACGGCGGUAGAUGCGAGAUUUUUACCGAUCAUAAGAGCCUACAGUACAUUUUCACUCAGCAGGAGCUCAACAUGAGACAGCACCGUUGGUUAGAGCUUGUCAAGGAUUAUGAUUGCACGAUCCAGUACCAUCCAAGGAAGGCGAAUAUUGUUGCCGAUUCCCUAAGCCGCAAGGUGAAGGGUGACUUGAUGUACGUUGUUACUCAGCAGAGUCAGUUGAUUCAAGAGUUUGCCCAGAUGCAGAUUCAGGUUGUUGACGCACUUCCUAUAGUUAUUUCGGGGAGUGUCAGUUCCAUGCAGGUUCAGCCGAUGCUGAGGGAGAGAAUCCGACGAGAGAAGGCUGCGGAUGAGUUCGUUCGUAUCAUUGAUGCCAAAGUCCGCGCUGGAGACAUCGAGGGUUUUUACCGAGGCACAGAUGGGGCCUUGGAGUUUCGCGGCAAGAUUGUGGUGCCAAAG